AAACCUCGGCCAUUGCCUUUGGUUUGGAAAAAAUGGCAAACGCGGUUCAUUGCAUCCUAUCCGCGUAACCAAACAAGCAUCAUCAUCAUCGCGUUAAAUUAAAACCGUAAAAAAAAAAAAAAGAAAAAAAAAGAAGAGAAAUCGAAGAGGAGAGGUUUCUCUUCUGAGUCUUCUCUUUCUAACAGCCGACCCGAGCAAACGGAAGACGUCGAAGACGGCCUGAGCUGAGCCCAGCAGCCCUAGGCGCCCAAAUUCCGCCCCAAUUUCUUCUCAUUUCUAAUCUGAAAGGGGUUAUGAUUUGUUGAGGCUGCCUUAAUUCUUUAAGCGCAUUGUUGCGUGGUUAAUAAUUGCUUAAUAGUUGUCAUAGAACUUUCAUGAGACAAUAUGGAGAUACAGACUUGUGGGAAACCGAUUGACUCAUUGUUAGAGAAGGUGCUUUGUAUGAACAUUCUGUCUUCUGAUUACUUCAAAGAGCUUUACCGCUUGAAGACAUACCAUGAGGUGAUUGACGAAAUCUAUAAUCAAGUUGACCAUGUGGAGCCAUGGAUGACGGGGAACUGCCGCGGUCCCUCGACCGCGUUUUGCCUUCUCUACAAGUUUUUCACUAUGAAGCUGACUGUCAAGCAAAUGCACGGGUUGUUAAAGCACACUGAUUCUCCGUAUAUUAGAGCGAUUGGAUUCCUCUAUUUGAGAUAUGCUGCGGACCCAAAGACGCUGUGGACUUGGUUUGAACCAUAUGUUAGAGAUGAAGAGGAAUUCUCUCCAGGAUCCAGUGGACGAAUGAGCACAAUGGGUGCUUACGUGCGUGAUCUGCUUCUUGGACAGUACUAUUUUGAUACUCUCUUUCCGCGAAUCCCUGUUCCUGUAAUGCGCCAGAUUGUGGCUGAUCUUGAGAAGAUGAAGCUUCCUUCCAAGCAUUCUGGUGUGACAGGGGAUUCCACCCGACAUGGAUCCGACGAUACUGCCCGUCGUCCCCCGUCAGUGAAAGCUGCGCUUUCUGUCUCUUUUGGUCAACGUGCUCCUCACCGUGCAUCAACAAGAGACUCCUCACCUGUACGUCGUAAUCUACCACCACCACCACCACCACCACCAUCUCAUGACAGAUCCAGCAGUGAUGAUCUACGAAGCCGUCGCAGCCAGAGCCGUGAAUAUUCUGACAGGGAAUAUCCAGAGCGGGAUAGAGAAAGAGAGCGGGAUGGAGACAGGGAUAGGGACAGGAAUCGGGAUCGUGAAAGGGACAGGGACCGGGAACGGGAAAGGCGCAGGGAAAAGGAGCGGGAUCGAGACAGGGACAGGGACAGAGACAGAGACAGGGGCCGAGACUACAGGGACAGAGACAGAGAACGGGACAGGGACAGAGAACGGGACAGGGACAGGGACAGAGAACGUGAGCGGGAUAGAGAAUCGAGUUAUGAUUAUGAUCGAGGGUCUAGGUAUGCGGAGAGAGAAGGGCGAAGGGACUUUGAGAGAAGUAGUCAUCAUGGUAGCAGGGAUUAUCCUAGACGAAGCCGGAGCCCAAGCAGGAGCAGGAGCCAAAGCUUGCAAGCUGGGAUUGCAGCUAAUUCGAGCCCACCAAGGGAUGCUAACAAGGAGAAGACUUCGGCUUCCAGCAACCUAGCAAAGAUUAGAGACUUGUAUGGCGAUUUAGCCACUCAAAAAGGCGAUGGUGGCGCUGACAGGGCUCCGAGAAGCAGUGGUGGUGAAGAGGUUAUUAGACUUGGUGGUUCUACUUGGAAAUAGUUCAUUAGAAUUUCUCAGAGCAAUUUCCUUUAUCGGAUGCGAUGACCAGAGUUUUCCAUUUGGAUCAAGAAAGUAGAAAAAAAUCUUUCUUGAUUGUGGUUGUCUUCAUAAAAAAAGACAUUAGAGAUGGAUAUCAAUGGACGAACACAUGUAUUUGCUGCAUGUAUACUAAAGAUUUUUUUCAGUAUAACUUUUAUUUAGUGACCUCAUGCUUGUACUUUGCAUCUGGGAUGCUUGUAAUGUUGCUGAUUAUUUCAUUUUCACCAAACACUUCUGGAUAAACUUCAGAUUGGAUAUUUGAUUAUAGUGACCGAUUGUGCUGAGCAAGUGCCUAAA
Messenger RNA from Morus notabilis, 2076 nucleotides. RefSeq names its product pre-mRNA splicing factor SR-like 1. The transcript is spliced from 5 exons. Lineage: Eukaryota; Viridiplantae; Streptophyta; Magnoliopsida; Rosales; Moraceae. Gene Ontology annotation, cellular component: precatalytic spliceosome. The record is from RefSeq and is a predicted model, not a curated record. Bases 385 to 1740 code for a protein of 451 amino acids.